Molecule: messenger RNA, 3191 nt
Organism: Pocillopora verrucosa
Lineage: Eukaryota; Metazoa; Cnidaria; Anthozoa; Scleractinia; Pocilloporidae
Source: RefSeq, a predicted model, not a curated record
ACGUCAUUGAAUAUUGUACAUGAGGUCGAGGCCACGCGUGGUAAGUUCACAAACAAAAUGGCGACUAGUAGCGAUAGCGUUGAACUCGAAUUUUGGCACAAAAAUAUAACAAAAAUACCCAAAGUUACAAACUCUUUUGUUGAGGAUUUUGCUGAGAAGAACCUACCGAUCAAAGCCACUGUAACAAGAGGAUAUAAAUUCUUUCACGAAGAAUAUAUUCACGAUAUUGAAGUAAAACUUUGCAAGGAAGAGGAUUCAGGAGUAGUGGCUCGGGCUAAAUGCUUCAGAAGUAUGAAAAAGAACGAAGAUCCUCACAAGUUGUCUGUUGUGUUCGAGAGCUCCUCUAUUGAGGCUAGCAUCAACAAGUAUAUGUGUAGUUGUGCUGCUGGACAAGGUCUUUGCCAUCAUGUUCUUGGAUUGCUCUAUACUCUUGCCCAUUUCCAGCUAUUAGGCUUAAAAAGUGUCCCGCCAAUGGUUUCUAAAACAUCAAAGGCACAGAGAUGGCAUAUCCCCAGUCGUAAAGAGGGCAUUAAAGCAAGGCCAGUGACAGAUUUGAUUAUACAAAAGUCAAAGCCAAAAGAUAAAUUGCAUGAACCUAAAAAGAAGAGAAAGGUGUGUGGUGUGGCAAGCACGAUCUACAAACCCUUCCAGCAAUCAUUAAGUAGCCUUGACUUGACUAGUGUGCUGUCGCCACAGUUUGAAAAUCUCAACAAUCAACCUGGAUUUAUGAGAAUAUGGGAAGAUGAACAAAGUGAGCCUCCAAUUUUAGUAGACUCGGCCUUUGGAAAGGUGCCAAAAGGCUGUGUCAUAAGCUAUCAACAGCCAUUGAAAGUUAAGAGCAAUAUUAACAUACAGCUACCUGCAUUCAACUUUCCAUCUUUAAGCUAUCCAGAUACAGUGCUCAAUGAAAAACAAGACCUUUUCUUCAGCUCCCUUGCAAUAUCAGGUCAACAGUCUAUUGACUUUGAAAUGGAGACAAGGGAACAGUCAACUACAACAGCAUGGCAUGAACUAAGGAAGUUUAGGCUUACAGCUUCAAAUUUCAAAGAUAUAUGCUCAAGAAGAAAAGACCAUGAAAUCCUUUCUACGCGUUUACUAAAGGGAAAAGUAAUCCAAACUGCAGCCAUGAAAUAUGGGAUACAAAAUGAGGGGGUAGCUGCUGAUAUGUACAAAACACAGUUUGGCAGAGACACUCACCUAGUAGGUUUUCUUAUAAACCCAUGUCUCCCACACCUAGGCUGUAGCCCAGACAGAAGAGUGUUUGACGACACUGAACAACAUCCAUGGGGCCUGAUAGAAAUAAAGUGCUCUCCAGCAAGUCAUCUGGAUAACCUUCAGUAUUUAAAGUUUAAUGAACGAAAUGGGUCAUAUUCAUUGAAGAAGACACACAAGUAUUAUUAUCAAGUUAUGGGAUGCCUUGGUUUAACAGGAAGUCAGUGGUGCGAUUUCUUUGUUUACUGCAAGGACGAAUUUCACUGUGAACGAGUAUAUUUUGAUGAACUUCUCUUUUCUGAAAUGCUGGACAAACUGAAUUUAUUUUUUUUUGAUUAUCACCUGAAUACAUGUGUUCAAUAAUUUAUUGUAUGUCUCUUAUACAAAAUAACUUCGUGCCUAAGUAACAAGCUAAUUGUGUGUGACAAAGUUUGGUGGGAAGUGGAGUAAAGACAUUUGAAUCAGCAUUCUUAAAAUGUUAAAAUGUAACAAGUCAAACCUAAUUAGACUCAGAACUUGUUCUAGUAAUUAUCAUUACACAGCUGUUUGCAGAAAUUAUUGCCACAACUUUAAAAACAUUGGGUUCAUGAUUGGUAAUUUAAUAGUUUUUGUAUUUUUUCCAAAAAUACAAUACUUAUGAUAAUUCAGUUUCAUUUAAGCCUAUAUGUCUGUAAUAUAUUGUAAGCGCCAUAAUUUUUACAAACAGCUGUACAUAUUUCAUUGUUUAUCAUGCAUUCAAAUACUGUGACUAAGUUGGGUGUAUUUCAAGCCAUUUAAUAGUUUUUUACUGUUAUUAAACAGAACAUUCUGUACAAACAUGAUAAAUAAAAAUACAUGAAUGACUUCAACAGGUUUUGUAUUUAAACCCCAAAAGGGCAUUUUUAUAAUAUUUGGCAAUAAUGAAAUUUGUGAAUAAAUGUAAAGUUAUUAAAUUCAUAAUUUUUUUUUCCAAAAAGCUAGUUUGAAAGCUUGCAUUGAAUCUGUAAAACAAAAAUAGUACUAACAAUAUAAUUUUUACUGAUUUUACUGUUUAUUUUAAUGCCUAACCAAUAUGCCAUGUACAUACGAAAAGGGUGCCCCUAGGGGAUAGGGCCACCCUACUAUUCACCCUUCCACAUCACAUGUUAACAGAUGGCAUAGUUCUUACCUAGGUUGGACCUAAUACGUAGUGUACCCUCACUCAAUGUCAACUAACUCUUAGUUGUUAAAAGUUGUUAGUACUAUUUGUAUUACAGAUCCUUACAUACUUUACUUUAAAUGAUGCUUACUCUUCCAUCUAUUUUACAACAAUUGUAUACAUAUUUAGAUAUAUUGCUUUUCAUGCAACAAAGGCCCCUGGAAAUUGGUAAUAAGACAUGCCACUGUCCAUAUUUGAUUAAUGCUGCCAGCUACUGUAAGAGGUAUAACUUUAUCAAAAUAGUGAAACUCUUUCACCCUUCUUAUGGCCCUUUCCACAUGGACUCUUAAAUUAUGUAUCUGUUUACUGGUUGAAAGUUCUUUCUUUGAAAAUUGACCCUUACUUGACAAAAAGGCAGGCAUUGCUACUCCACAACCUAUUGGCUUUAAUAGAUCCUCUAUAGUAAAUCCUUUAUCAGCCAUUAUUUGAUCACCUGGCUCAAGUAAAUUCAACAAACCUGAUUGCUUAACAAGCUCCUUGUCAGAAAUACUUCCUUCAAAAAGAGAACUUACAUGAAUAAUUUCCCCAGAUGGAGAUAUUACAACAUUGCCUUUGUAAGUUGUGUGGCUCUUAUAUGAUGAAUAGCAAUUGCUAUUCAAAACCAUACUAGAUGGUGCUUGUACCUUGAUCUCUGAGGCAUCAAUAAUACCACGGCAUUUAGGAUAUAACAAUUUAAAACACUUAGGCAUAUGUUUGUCAAUUUUUGCCCGAGAGGGCCAUAUAGGAAUGGUUCCCAAAACAAAAUAGAGAAAGUUAACCCAAGAAAUAAAAACUCUACUCACAGUUGAAAUAGAAAUAUCAA